Molecule: messenger RNA, 3832 nt
Organism: Pogona vitticeps (central bearded dragon)
Lineage: Eukaryota; Metazoa; Chordata; Lepidosauria; Squamata; Agamidae
Gene: GALNT14
Product: polypeptide N-acetylgalactosaminyltransferase 14
Biological process (GO): protein O-linked glycosylation
Cellular component (GO): Golgi apparatus
Molecular function (GO): polypeptide N-acetylgalactosaminyltransferase activity
Source: RefSeq, a predicted model, not a curated record
GCCGUGUGUGUCAAGUAGGCGAGGGGCGCUCCCCCGCUCAACUCCUUGCCCUCUUUGCCUCGCUUUCCCGCUACUGGAUCCGAAGCUCGGAGGGACCGAGCCUGCCUCGGCCACCGGGGGUCCGGCAGGAAGGCGCGAUCCCUCGCUCCUCCGGGGCUCUCCCUGUGCCGGUGGCACGAAGAUCCUCCCCCAUCCCUGGUCCCUCCUCCUCCUCCUCUCCCUCCCUCCUGCCCACAAAGGAGGACGACCCGGGACCGCUCGGCCUCCGCCUCCGCCUCCUCCUCCCCUCUCUCCCCUCCUCCUUUUAGGAGGCCGGCCGCUUAGCCAUGCCCCUCUCCCGGGGGGCUCGGGGGGACUCCGCCGGCCGGUAGCGCGAGCGGCCAAAGGAGGGUGCCCGCCGGUCCCAGCCCCGGCCCGCCCCCUUUCCGGGUUCUCGCCGCUUUUUGGUAAGGGCGGAGAGGACUUUCCCGCUUCUCCGCCGGCUUCCCAGCUCGCCUCCCCCGCGGCACGAUGAGGCGCCUGAACCGCCGCCUGGUCCUGUCCGUCUUGGGCGUCCUGUGGAUCGCGGCUCUCCUCCUCUACCUCGGGACCAGGAAGCGGCUGGAAGGGGUGGGACCCGGAGGGCAGCUCCAGACCCCCAAGGGCUCUGACAUUGAUUGGGAUGACCUCUGGGAUCAAUUUGAAGAGAGAAAGUACCUGAGUGCCCGGAGAUGGAAGGGUGGAGAGGACCCAUAUCGACUCUAUGCCUUCAACCAGCGGGAGAGUGAAAGGAUACCCAGUGACCGUGCCAUCCGUGACACUAGACAUCACAGAUGCACUACUUUGCACUAUAGCUCAGACCUGCCUCCAACCAGCAUUAUCAUUACCUUCCAUAACGAAGCUAGGUCGACAUUACUGAGGACCGUAAGAAGUGUCUUGAACCGAACACCUGUGCAUCUGGUCCAUGAAAUCAUAUUGGUGGAUGACUUCAGUGAUGAUUCUGAUGAUUGCCGUUUGCUGAUCAAGCUACCCAAGGUGAAAUGUUUACGCAACAGGAAAAGAGAAGGUUUGAUCCGGUCCCGCAUUCGAGGAGCAGAUGUGGCCCAAGCAGGAGUUCUUACCUUUUUAGACAGUCACUGUGAAGUGAACAAAGAUUGGCUGCUUCCUCUCCUGCAGAGGAUCAAAGAGGAUCCAACCCAUGUGGUGAGCCCAGUCAUUGAUAUCAUCAACUUGGACACUUUUGCUUACGUGGCAGCUUCAUCAGAUCUGAGAGGAGGAUUUGACUGGAGCCUUCAUUUUAAGUGGGAACAACUUUCUCCAAAGCAGAAGGCAAAGCGAACAGACCCAACAGAGCCAAUCAAGACCCCUAUCAUUGCAGGAGGGCUUUUUGUCAUUGACAAGGCCUGGUUCAACCAUCUUGGAAAAUAUGAUGCGGCGAUGGACAUUUGGGGUGGAGAGAACUUUGAAAUCUCAUUCCGGGUAUGGAUGUGUGGUGGAAGCUUGGAAAUCAUCCCCUGCAGCCGGGUGGGCCACGUCUUCCGGAAGAAGCAUCCCUACACCUUUCCAGAGGGAAAUGCAAACACCUAUAUAAAAAACACCAAGCGCACAGCUGAAGUGUGGAUGGAUGAAUACAAGCAAUACUAUUACGCUGCCCGGCCUGCAGCUCAAGGGAGACCAUAUGGAGAUAUCCAAAGCAGAGUUGAACUGAGGAAGUCAUUGAAAUGUCACUCCUUCAAAUGGUACCUGGAAAACGUAUAUCCAGAACUUAGAAUUCCCGAGGAAUCACUUUACCAGACGGGGAUGAUACGACAAAGACAGAGGUGUCUGGAGACCCAGAAGUCUGAGGGACAAGAUUCCCCAGUUGUGAUCUUAAACCCUUGUAUCACAAGCAAAGGAGCAGCAGCGGCAGCACAGGAAUGGACAUAUACCUACAACCAGCAGGUCCGCUACCAGAAGCUGUGCUUGUCCAUCCAGACUUUAUUUCCAGGAUCCCAGGUGGUGCUCCUACCUUGCAGAGAAGGGGAUGGGAAACAGCGAUGGAAUAAAGUUGGUUCCCAUAUUGAGCACAUGGCUACCCGUUACUGCUUAGACACAGAAAUGGUGGGGGACACCAAUGAGAACAUGAGAGAAGUCGUCAUUAACCCUUGCGAAAGCACAGCAAUGAGUCAGCGAUGGGAGAUGGUGAUGUCGUGACCACAUCUGUCAACACACAAGCAAAUUCAGCCAGGAGGACCUCUGUUAGGGAACACCAAGGCUGCUGUGUGAUCUUGGGGAUAGGGUGGGGCUUGCCUUAGAGUGGGGCAGAAGCCAAAGAAUAAGGACAUACAGCUGUGCCUAGGUUGAAGAAAGCACAUGAGUGCUGGCUCUGUGAGUAUAGCAGAUAUCAUGCUAAGUGGGGCCAUGCAUCCAUAGAGCUAAGAGUUUAAUUGGCAGUUAUCUUCCAAGAACCCUCAUCUUUUAGGUGAAGGAGAAGACAGGCUUGUCAUUUUUUGAGAAGAGAGUCUGCUGAAAUUUACAUGCAGUAGGUGUUGUCCCAUUGCCAAUAUGGGAAGAGUGUCAGAAAAUAAUAAAUGGGAAAGCAGCUUUUAGCAGGGGAAGGAUGGGGAAGGGAGAAAGUGUGUAUUAAUGGGAGCACAGAAAUGUUCAUGUUGAGAAUCAGUGGAGAAAACCAACUGAUCUUGAUCUUGCACUUUUGAUUGAUGUAACUGAGCACAUCUCUGGAAAAGUUCUGGAGGCAGCUAUAUUGCACAUAAGAAUUUGUAUCGGAUUCAGGUACUUGCUGUGUACUGAUUACUGUAUGUGGAGAAUGAAAAAAUGAGUGUGUGUGUGUAUGUGAGAGAGAAAAUGUAUUGUUGUCUGGGAGCUGCGCUCAAAAUCUAAUAGUACACAUGUAGAGGAGAGGGGAAUGUUUAUGCCACUCUUAUCUGCUGUGCAAAGCUCUGUUCAGAAUUAGAGAAAGCCUUGAAGGCAUCCUUCAAAGUGAGGAGCCCCUGCCUAAAAUGUUUGGUGUUUUCCUUAACUGGUAAUCAGUGGAAGGAGACAGGCUGUAUUUUUACUCUGCAAAGGGCCAUGGACACAUGUAACUGUUCCUUCAACCCCACAAUAUCCCAGAGCUGACGUUUAGAGAACCGAGGGAUAAUACUGUUAUUUACAUGCGGCAGGAACUGGGAAGACAGAAUACUCGUGUUGCCCCAAGUCCUCCCCAAGUACCCUGUAACAUCUUAAUAUGUUGGUUGUCCACAAGUGGUAAUUCUCUUUGGGUGGCUUCAAAGCUUUGGAAGAUACCACAACUUUCCAAUGGAUAGUUCGGGUUGUACUGGUUUGUUGUUCAGUUCCCUAUCCUUGAACUACUCAUUGAACCUGUGCACUUGAAAUGGUUGUAAGUUUUUUUCAGAGAUGUUAAGAGGGCAAGACAGAGCUCACAAUGCUUGUAGGAAAAUACAUGCUUUUACCACUAUCAUGCAUGGGGUUUUAUGCCCUUGUUGGUCCAGAAAUCAUAGCAUGAUGGUCAAAAAAUAUAUAUUAUUUCACUCAUACACCAUGUAUGAUGUUACUAAAUACUGGGCCCGUCUGAAAUGAAACAAUCUGAACUUUGUGAGCAGCAUUCCAAAAACCAAAUUGGAAUGCAGAAGUACAGCUCAUCCUAAUAUUUAAUAUAUAGGGCAAGAGUCCAGUAUUGAUAAAACAUUAACGAAUCAGACUCUGAUGAAUACAUUCAUUGUCCUAAAUCAGAUAAAAUGUAGCCCUCCAGAUAUUGUUGGACUACAGCUCCGAGCAGCCCCAAGCAGUAUAACUGGCAGUGAGAAAUGCGGGGAGUUAUAGACCGACAACAUCUGGAAAACACACACACACA